AUGUCACUUAAAAACUCUAAGGAAAUGAGGAAAGUAAACAUUUCUAGCUCUUUGGAAUCUGAAGAUAUUAGCUUAGAAACCAUAAUACCAACUGAUGAUAUUUCUUCCUCUGAAGAGAGAGAAGGUACUGUUAAAAUCACUAAGCAGCUGAUUGAACGGAAAGAGUUGCUCCAUAAUCUUCAGCUGCUUAAAAUAGAAUUAUCUCAGAAAAACUUGAUGAUUGACAACUUGAAAGUAGAAUAUCUGACCAAGAUUGAAGAGCUAGAAGAGAAGCUUAAUGAUGCAGUACAUCAAAAGCAGCUGUUGUCUUUACGACUGGAUAGUCAGCUGGCAUUACAGCAAGAAGAUGCCAGAAAACAUCAGGCUCUAAUGAAACAAGAAAUGGAAACUAUUUUAUUGAGACAGAAGCAACUGGAGGAAACAAAUCAUCAGUUAAGGGAGAGGGCUGGAGAUAUCCGUCGUAGCUUGCGAGACUUGGAAUUAACAGAUGAUUGCUAUAAGCAGCUAAAGUCUCUUCCUGAAGAUCAGCUUUCUAUCCCUGAAUAUGUUUCUAUCAGAUUCUAUGAAGUAGUCCAUUCCUUAAGAAAAGAGUUAAGUGAUCUGCAGAUGAAAAAAGAGAGCCUAACAGAAGAACUAAGUGGGUACAAAUCACAACUGAAGUGUCUGACGGAGAGCUAUGAAGACGAGAGGAGGACUCGGUCAGAGCUUGAGGUUAGAUGCCAGCGUUUAACACUGGAACUGGCUGAUACCAAACAAAUGAUUCAGCAAGGUGAUUACAGACAAGAGAACUAUGAUAAAGUAAAAUGUGAACGUGAUGCAUUUGAACAUGAAUUGUCAGAACUCAGAAGAAAAUAUGAUAUAUUAGAGGUGUCACACAAAGCACAAGCUAAAGAAAGAAAUGACUUAUCAAAAGAGGUAA
Messenger RNA from Nestor notabilis (Kea), 919 nucleotides. RefSeq names its product progesterone immunomodulatory binding factor 1 (gene PIBF1). The record is from RefSeq and is a predicted model, not a curated record. Gene Ontology annotation, cellular component: centriolar satellite. The annotation marks the transcript as partial. Gene Ontology annotation, biological process: cilium assembly. The transcript has 6 exons. NCBI's taxonomy places the organism in Eukaryota, Metazoa, Chordata, Aves, Psittaciformes, Psittacidae.